UAAUUCGGGAAUGUCUCUAACGUUCUCUCUUUUUUUAGAAAUAACUGAACUGGACUUAAAAAUUGUCUUUUUUAUUUUUGUUAAUCUUAGUGUGGUUAUUUCAUUUGGCUCUCCUUUGUUUUUCUUAACUCUUGGUAAGUUGGCUUCGUUUGGGAUGUACAGUUCGCGAAAAAAGUAAUCGGAAUUACAAAAGGAGCAAAAAAUAAAAAACCAGUGAUUAGAAUUUUUU
This is a messenger RNA of Rhizophagus irregularis DAOM 181602=DAOM 197198, 229 nucleotides long. The record is from RefSeq and is a predicted model, not a curated record. Lineage: Eukaryota; Fungi; Glomeromycota; Glomeromycetes; Glomerales; Glomeraceae.